CCUCCUCCCCCGGCGCCGCCGCCGCCGCCGCCGCCACCGCCGCCCGCCGCGCGGGGUCCUAAAGCCGCGCGACUCAAGAGGAUGGUGCGCCUGGCCGCGGAACUGCUCCUGCUGCUGGGGCUGCUGCUGCUCACGCUGCACAUCACGGUUCUGCGCGGAUCCGGAGCCGCCGACCGGCCAGACGCGGCCGCGGGCAACGUCAGCGGGUCUCAGCUGCAGAAUAACCUCAACUUGGAGAGUGAUUCCACAUCAGAAACCAGCUUUCCUCUGUCCAAAGAAGUCCCAGGGGAGCACCAAGUCGUCCACCAACCCUUCCCUAGACAGCGAUUCCCUCAAGAGACUGGGCAUCCUUCAUUGCAAAGAGACGGCCCCAGAUCCUUUCUUCUUGACCUACCAAACUUUCCAGAUCUUUCCAAAGCUGAUAUCAAUGGGCAGAAUCCAAAUAUUCAGGUCACCAUAGAGGUGGUCGACGGUCCUGACUCUGAAGCAGAAAAGGAUCAGCAUCCAGAGAAUAAACCCAGCUGGUCAGUCCCCGCUCCUGACUGGCGGGCCUGGUGGCAGAGGUCCUUGUCCUUGGCCAGGACAAACAAUGGGGACCAGGACUACAAGUAUGACAGUACCUCAGAUGACAGCAACUUCCUCAGUGUUCCUAGGGGGUGGGACCGUCCAGCCCCAGGCCACCGGACUUUUGAAGCCAAAGAGCAGCCAGAAUAUGAUUCCACAGACGGUGAGGGUGACUGGAGUCUCUGGUCUGUCUGCAGCGUCACCUGUGGAAAUGGCAACCAGAAACGGACCCGUUCUUGUGGUUAUGCAUGCAUUGCCACAGAAUCGAGAACCUGUGACCGUCCAAACUGCCCAGGAAUUGAAGACACUUUCAGGACAGCAGCCACCGAAGUGAGUCUGCUUACGGGAAGCGAGGAGUUUAAUGCCACCAAGUUGUUUGAAGUUGACAUGGACAGCUGUGAGCGAUGGAUGAGCUGCAAAAGUGAGUUCUUAAAGAAAUACAUGCACAAGGUGAUCAAUGACCUGCCCAGCUGUCCCUGUUCCUACCCCACUGAGGUGGCUUACAGCACGGCUGACAUCUUUGACCGCAUCAAGCGCAAGGACUUCCGAUGGAAGGAUGCCAGUGGGCCCAAAGAGAAACUGGAGAUCUACAAGCCUACUGCCCGGUACUGCAUCCGCUCUAUGCUGUCCCUGGAGAGUACUACAUUGGCUGCCCAGCACUGUUGCUAUGGUGACAACAUGCAGCUCAUCACCAGGGGCAAAGGGGCAGGCACGCCCAAUCUCAUCAGCACCGAGUUCUCUGCUGAGCUCCACUACAAAGUGGACGUUCUGCCCUGGAUCAUCUGCAAGGGCGACUGGAGCAGGUAUAAUGAGGCCCGGCCUCCCAAUAAUGGACAGAAGUGCACGGAGAGCCCUUCUGAUGAGGACUACAUUAAGCAGUUCCAAGAGGCCAGGGAGUACUAAAGCACCACAAAUGCACUGAUCUGCCAACUGUCACCCAGUUUUUUAACCCACAGUUUUGUAUAUUUGUAUAUUCCACAUGAGUAUUUUUCUAAGUACACUAGGGGUACGCACCAGGUCUGGGGGACUGCUAUGUCCAUUGCCUACAAACCAUAUUGGAAGUCCUCCUAGUGGCUGUGUAGGCAGGAAAAGGAACCUGGGAGCCAUAGUGGGUAUGAUUCAAUUCCCACCUCCAUCCUGUGCACAGGAGGAGCACAGAGACUGAGGUUGUAAACAUUAUAAGCAGUUUUUAUAUAUAACUUAUUUAAUACGAAUGUGACUUAAGCUUAACCUUUUCUCUGGAGUUGUCCUUGUAAAAAAUUAUUUAAUCACUUCUGAGAGAGCUCAAAAAGGAAAGGACUUGGGAGAAUGGAGAGAAAAGGAAUUUUGCCGUGGAAAUGCAUCAAAUCAAGAAAACAGCCACCUUACACCUGGUGCUCUUGAGUCAUAGGGUGCUUGCUGGAGCCACAGAUGCCAACACUUUCUUGUCCUUAGACUAGGCAAGGGGUGGGUAGUAAGUGAAUGUUUAGAGCCAAAUCUAAGACACGGUUUUAAAUGGCUUUAAAAUAAAUAAAUUUCCAGUGUGGUUCUACUAAGGAGCCCCAGCCGUAGCAUUUCUGCUCUGCCUUAACAAGCUCAGAAGACUGAAGGAACUUCAGGAGUAAGGCUGGGAGUGGCACUUUCCAAAAGAAAAAAGCAAAGCAAGUGGGAAAAUAAUAUGGGCCCAUUUAGUCUAUUUUAUUUUAAUAUAACAACUUUUCUCCACCAAUAUAUUCCCAGCAAAUAAAUAUAAAAGGGGGUGGUGAGAGCUGAUGGCUGGGAAAUCCUGAUUUUUUUAUGUUUUGAGGAAAAAAAACCUGCAUUAUUUUUGUAAAGUAUUUAUUGAGUUAUUGGAUAUUUUGCAUCGUGCAGUUAGAAGAUGGCUCAGUUCUGUGGGGUAGAACUGGGAGGGCAGAUGAAAAGUUGGCUCUUAUGCAACCUUACCUGCAAAACUCCAGGAAAAGAGAUAUAUAAUAAAAUCAUAAUCAAAUGUG
This is a messenger RNA of Peromyscus californicus insignis, 2537 nucleotides long. It is a transcript of the gene Ism1, whose product is annotated as isthmin 1. The transcript is spliced from 6 exons. The record is from RefSeq and is a predicted model, not a curated record. Lineage: Eukaryota; Metazoa; Chordata; Mammalia; Rodentia; Cricetidae. Gene Ontology annotation, biological process: negative regulation of angiogenesis. Bases 82 to 1467 code for a protein of 461 amino acids.